This is a messenger RNA of Soboliphyme baturini, 417 nucleotides long. The record is from the annotation of a GenBank genome assembly. Lineage: Eukaryota; Metazoa; Nematoda; Enoplea; Dioctophymatida; Soboliphymatidae.
GAUGUUCCUGACACCGGACUUUUGUGCGACUUGUUGUGGUCAGAUCCGGAUAAAGAUGUGCAGGGUUGGGGCGAAAAUGACCGCGGGGUAUCAUUCACAUUCGGACCUGAUAUCGUGGCGAAGUUUCUUAACCGACAUGACCUUGACCUGAUCUGUAGAGCCCAUCAGGUAGUGGAGGAUGGCUACGAGUUUUUCGCCAAGCGCCAGCUAGUGACCUUGUUCUCGGCGCCAAACUACUGUGGUGAAUUUGACAACGCAGGGGCGAUGAUGUCCGUUCUCGAAACUUUAAUGUGUUCCUUUCAGGUGCUUAAGCCGUCAGAGAAGAAAGCGAAAUACACCUACAGUGGGUUGAAUUCCGGACGGCCGAUCACCCCUCCGCGGCAUACGGAAAUCACGAAGAAGGCGAGCAAAGCCUAG